AUGAACGGAGUUUCUGUCGAUAUCAACCAUCUCAAGAAAGGCGAAGUCAACUUGGGUACCUCGAUCAUGGCCGUCACUUUCAAAGACGGUGUGAUUUUGGGGGCCGAUAGUAGAACCACCACCGGUGCUUAUAUUGCCAACCGUGUCACUGACAAAUUGACCCAAGUAUACGACAAGAUCUGGUGUUGUCGUUCAGGGUCUGCUGCUGAUACACAAGCAAUCACUGAUAUUGUGCGUAGUUAUUUGACGUAUCAAGUGGGGUCUGAUAAUUUUGAGCGUCCUGCUAGCGUGAACGUUGCUGCUUCGAUCUUCCAGGAAUUAUGUUACAACAACAAAGACAACUUGACUGCUGGGAUCAUCUGUGCUGGUUACGAUGAAGAAAAACAACAAGGUGAAGUGUAUUCCAUACCCAUUGGCGGGUCGAUUCAUAAACAAGAUUUCGCGAUCGCUGGGUCUGGGUCUGGGUUUAUCUAUGGGUACUGUAACGAGAAUUUUAGAAAAAACAUGACCAGAGACGAAACCGUCAACUUCAUUAGAAAAUCCUUGGGUCAAGCCAUCAAAUGGGAUGGUAGUUCUGGUGGGGUCAUCAGAAUGAUUGUUUUGACAAAAGCAGGAAUUGAAAGAUUGAUUUUUUACCCUGAAGAAACAUACUUGGUUCCAAAAGAAUUCGAAAUCCCUCAGGCUGCUUAA
Saccharomycopsis crataegensis is the source of this 690-nucleotide messenger RNA. It is a transcript of the gene PRE3, whose product is annotated as proteasome core particle subunit beta 1. The record is from RefSeq and is a predicted model, not a curated record. The transcript has a single exon. Gene Ontology annotation, cellular component: proteasome core complex. NCBI's taxonomy places the organism in Eukaryota, Fungi, Ascomycota, Saccharomycetes, Ascoideales, Saccharomycopsidaceae. Bases 1 to 690 code for a protein of 229 amino acids. Gene Ontology annotation, molecular function: threonine-type endopeptidase activity.